AAAAUCCUAUUUCAAAAAAGCAGAUUUCGUCGAAGUUCAUCUUUAUCAUCAAUCAACUGGUUUCUUCGAAGGGUCGAACCUACUGGUUUAGUGACUAUUACAUGGUUUAAAAAGCUGAUAAACAACUGUGAUGUCGGGCAUUCCUGUUGAUACUUUGGUAGAUAUUGAUGGCCCCUACGACCGUUUUUCAUCACUACCUUAUUUUAGACCUUCAGAAUAUGCACAACAGGAUGACGACCCUUUUGAGCUCUGUUCCAUGCAAGGCAAGAAUUCAAAAAAUGAUCAGCAAGCCAUAGAUCUUGGAGUUGAGCUUGGACUUGCUCUGGAAAAAUCCAUCAAAUUACGAUCCCUGUCACAACACCAAGACUCACCCUUGUCAGCAGGAACGCCAGUCCACACAGAUCAAGCUGAUUUAGGGAUUUUAGUGAAUCUUGAUGAUAGUCCAGACAAAAAGAAUCUUACUACUGGACAGUCUAAAAAUGUGUCUGAGCAUCAAAAUGUCAAAGAUUCAGUUUUUACUCACACAGCUUCCAACCCAUUUGAACUUGCAUGGGAUGUCAUUGAACAAGAAGCUCUAAACUUGGCUGAACAUAUUGAACAUGAUAAAGAGAAAACAAUCAGUCCAAGAAAAAUGGUAGAUUUGGCAAUGAAAUUAUCUCCAGACUCUUUGUUACUUUCACCUCGUAACGACUCACGAGAUGAAGAAAUUUUGAUUAAUAGCAGCCCAGAAUUAAAUAUGAAGAAGACUCCCAGAUUUACUAAAGCUUCACAAUCCAGAGGAAGGAUGAGUAUUGGGUCCAGCCCUGUAGUGUCCAGAUCUUACGCUACUCCAUUACGAACUCGACCGUCUCUUGCAGUUAAUCCUAGUCCAUUACGGAAACCUAUCAAGGAACCUGCGCCUACACCUCCCAAAACCCUGCCACAGAAGGCAACAUUCAAGACUCCACUUCUGCGUUCGACGUCCGCCACAGCACCUGCUAACCAUGUUGCACCUCCCAAACCUCCUAUUUUAAAACUUGGCGCAGUGAAAGCCGUCCAUCCGCUGCCCUGUCCUCCGCCAGCUGCUGUCAUAAAAGCGCCGUCUAGGCAGCAUGGGAUUGCAGUUCUUCCUACCCGGCGCUCCGUGACGCCCACAGCACCUACAUCUAGUCUUCCAUUCCAAUCAAAAUUACGAGCUCCAUUGAGUCGUUCCGAAUCAGAUGCACUACACCAACUACCGGUGAAUAAGCCAUCAGAUUUUCAACGUCAAGGCUCCAUGCGCCUUGGAUCAAAAAGGGUAUCCGUAAGCGUUCCUCCACCCUCCGUCCCUGGCAGCAGCAGUAGCAGCUCCCAUUCAAGUCGUCUUGCUGCUUUAGCUCGACCUCAAGCUAAAGGACGUGAGAAUGUUGUUCCGUGAAAAAUAGACUCGUUAGGAUUGUUGUUUGAUUUAUGGGGGCAUUGGUAAAUUCUUUUAAAUUUAUGGAAUUUUCUAUCUAUUCUUAAAAUAAUAAAAUACACGGGUUACAUUACUCUUGUUUUAACAACAGAA
Molecule: messenger RNA, 1528 nt
Organism: Daphnia carinata
Lineage: Eukaryota; Metazoa; Arthropoda; Branchiopoda; Diplostraca; Daphniidae
Exons: 7
Coding region: 131-1396 (421 amino acids)
Source: RefSeq, a predicted model, not a curated record